CCCAGUCCCAGUUCUCGUUUAGCUCCAUUCGACAUCGGUUGUUCCCGUCGCAAUGACAAUCUCGUGGCUGACCUUUCUCGGCCUUUGUCUAAAUCUCAGCUCUUUCAGCUCGGCUUUGUUCGUACCGCAGCACAAUUGCGAAAGCUAUUUUGGCUACUUUAAGGAGGAUAGUGGUAGCUACAUUGGCGUUUUCACGGCUCCCCGCUCUGGAGUCAAUAGAUUAUCAUGGACGGUGGUCUUCACGGCUCACGGAAAUAAUCAGAAGAACACUGUCAGCUCUCUAUCGGCGUAUCCCUCUAAGGAUCGUGCCUUUGAAAAGAUUCACAAUGGAGAACGUGGCCAGGUGUUUGUGCGUUUCCAGGAUUUUGGAAACGAGCUGCCCAAACUUACCCACGCGGAAUUUAAUGGACAGGUCUUGUGCACGAACGAUGAAUACGAAGCCCCUUCCAGCACGAUGACCAGACAGCAGUCGAUGUCCACCUCAGCGCUCAUUAGUCAAAACACCGCACCCAGGGAACAGUUGGUGCCUCACUUUUCUCAAAGAACGACCAUAACCCCUUCCACCUCAGCGCCAAGGGAACAGUUUCAGUUUUCUCAAAUAGGGUCCAUAACCCGUAACGACAAUCCGUUUUUAAAUCGCCCGAAACCGCAGAUAGAGGCCGACUUCGACCAGUGUGGUGUGGAGGGCUUUGCGUCCCUGCAGAUUGGAGGUGAGCUGGUCACCCGGGGUCAGUAUCCCUGGCUGGCGGCACUCUACGAGGGCGGCUCUACCGUCAAGUAUACGUGCGUUACCUCGGUGAUCUCCAAGCGGACUGUGAUCACGGCGGCCCACUGCAUCCACGGCAAAAGUGCCAGCCAACUGUGGGUCUAUCUGGGCAGGCACGAUCGAAACGAGAACCCGGAAAGCGGAGCCUUGUUGGUCAGUGUGUCCAGAGUGCUCACUCCUUCCACGUACGAGGGCAAUCCAGUUCCGGACAAGGACGUGGGCCUUCUAGUGCUGAACCAGCCGAUAGUAUACACCAAGUACAUUCAGCCCCUCUGUCUUUGGAGCAGGGACAUGACGGUGUCCCCCAAUGAAGGCGAGAGCGGAGCGGUGGCCGGAUGGGGAUAUGAUCGGACUGGGGAAAAGACCCGUUUUCCAAAGACAGUCAGUGUGCGACUGGUGCCCCUUGCUCAGUGCCUCAAGGAGAUGAAGCGAGCGGAGGACUUCCUCACCUCACGGACCAUUUGUGCUGGAAAUUCAGAGGCACAUGGUCCCUGCUUCGGAGACUCGGGGUCUGCAUUGGUUGUCCUGCGAAAUAACCGAUAUUACGUUCGGGGCAUUGUUUCCAUAUCGCCUCGACAGGGAAAUAUCUGCGACCUUAGCGGGUACGUCAUUUACUGUGAUGUCGCCAAGCAUAUCGACUGGGUUCGGCAAAAUAUGGAGGUGUAAACACAUCAUUUCGGUGCUUAAAUAAUAAAUAAAAUAUAUAUAAAACAAUAUAAUA
Messenger RNA from Drosophila rhopaloa, 1487 nucleotides. RefSeq names its product serine protease gd-like. Gene Ontology annotation, biological process: proteolysis. NCBI's taxonomy places the organism in Eukaryota, Metazoa, Arthropoda, Insecta, Diptera, Drosophilidae. The transcript has 3 exons. Gene Ontology annotation, molecular function: serine-type endopeptidase activity. The record is from RefSeq and is a predicted model, not a curated record. Bases 53 to 1432 code for a protein of 459 amino acids.